Postia placenta MAD-698-R-SB12 is the source of this 279-nucleotide messenger RNA. RefSeq lists its product as hypothetical. Gene Ontology annotation, biological process: post-transcriptional gene silencing. The transcript has 2 exons. The record is from RefSeq and is a predicted model, not a curated record. Gene Ontology annotation, molecular function: mRNA base-pairing post-transcriptional repressor activity; RNA nuclease activity; CCR4-NOT complex binding. Lineage: Eukaryota; Fungi; Basidiomycota; Agaricomycetes; Polyporales; Adustoporiaceae. Gene Ontology annotation, cellular component: peroxisome; cytoplasm. The coding region runs from base 1 to 279 and encodes 92 amino acids.
AUGACCGACCAUGAACCGAACGUUGCCAUUUUUUGGGAUUACGAGAACUGUACGCCUCCAAGCGCGUCUCCAGGCUAUGACAUCAUCGAUAAUAUCCGGCAGAUCGCACAUGAGUACGGCAGCGUAAAGCUCUUCAAGGCUUACCUCCAGAUAUCGGAGCAGUUGUCAUCGAAUUCCAAUCGUCUGCGCUCCGAGCUUCAGUCCUGUGGCGUGUCACUGACAGACUGUCCGCAUAAUGGAAGGAAGGAUGUUGCUGACAAGAUGAUGACUGGUGAGUAA